Molecule: messenger RNA, 4578 nt
Organism: Dothidotthia symphoricarpi CBS 119687
Lineage: Eukaryota; Fungi; Ascomycota; Dothideomycetes; Pleosporales; Dothidotthiaceae
Exons: 5
Coding region: 1-4578 (1525 amino acids)
Biological process (GO): protein phosphorylation
Cellular component (GO): cytoplasm
Molecular function (GO): protein serine/threonine kinase activity; ATP binding
Source: RefSeq, a predicted model, not a curated record
AUGGUGUCGCACCCGCCCAAGACGGCGCACGCGGCCGUCCACUCGCGCGCCUCGAACCACCACCCGCACGUCAGCGCCAGCACGCCCGGCCAUGCGAAGAAGCCGUCGUCGUCGAACCUCAGCGCCCAGUCGCGCGACCGCGAGCCCCGGCCGAGCAGAGAGGGCGCGGCGCAGCGGGCGGCGCAGGACGUCGCGGGCCUCAAGGACUUCCAGCUGGGCGACUGCCUGGGCAAGGGCGCCUUUGGCAGCGUGUACCGCGCGCUCAACUGGGGCACGGGCGAGACGGUGGCCAUCAAGCAGGUCCGCCUCGAGAACCUGGGCGUGGCCGACCUGAAGAACAUGGAGAUGGAGAUCGACCUGCUCAAGAACCUCAACCACGCCAACAUCGUCAAGUACAACGGCUUCGUGCGCAGCUCCGAGAGCCUGUACAUCAUCCUCGAGUACUGCGAGAACGGCUCGCUGCACAGCAUCUGCAAGAACUUCGGCAAGUUCCCCGAGAACCUCGUCGCCCUCUACAUGUCGCAGGUCCUGCACGGCCUGCUCUACCUCCACGAGCAGGGCGUCAUCCACCGCGACAUCAAGGGCGCCAACAUCCUGACCACCAAGGAGGGCCUGGUCAAGCUGGCCGACUUCGGUGUCGCUACGAAGCAGUCGGGCCUCGACCAGUCGAGCGUCGUGGGCACCCCCUAUUGGAUGGCCCCCGAGGUCAUCGAGCUGUCCGGCGCCACCACGUCCUCGGACAUCUGGAGCGUCGGCUGCACCGUCAUCGAGCUGAUCGAGGGCAAGCCGCCGUACCACAAGCUGCAGCCCAUGCAGGCCCUGUUCCGCAUCGUCAACGACGAGCACCCCCCGAUACCCGGCAGCGCCUCUCCGCUUCUCCGCGAGUUUCUCAUGGAAUGCUUCCAGAAGAACCCCACCCUGCGCAUCCCCGCCAAACGCCUGCUCAAGCACCCGUGGAUCGUGAGCGCCAAACGGACCGUUCCCGCAGUGCCCACCAAGCCCACCGAGUACCAGGAAGCCGUCAAGUCCGUGCAGGAGUGGAACGAAGCACUCAGGUCGCCCAGCUCCCUUCGCCGAAGCUCUCGCAUUGCGUCCGGCAUCCAGAAACCCGCGGCUCAGUUCCCGUCCCCGGCAAACGUCGCCGUCGCAGGUCCUCGCAAGACGCCAGUCAACGUCAACGUACUAAAACACAGGCCCACAGCCGAGUCUUUCCGUUCGCCAGAACUCGACCAUGACGACAACUGGGACAACGAUUUCGACGACACUAUCUCAUCCCGCGCACUCCAGAUGCCGCAUCUGAAGCCUCAAGAUAACUUCGCUGGCUUAUUUUCAGGAGAUCGACUCAAAGCAUAUGCCAGUUUCGAUGCCGUUCUCGAAGGCCCAGAUUUCGGCGACGGUGAGACUACGGUGAAGAGUCCGCUGAAUCUACGGCACCUCCAGAACUUUCCACAGGCCUUUGCGCGAAAGCAGUCGAACAGUUCCAAGGGUUCAAAUGGUAAAGCGAGAGGGUACUCGUCGUCUUCCAGGUCGACAUCUGACGCCAACUCGGAUCUCGACGACAAAUUCGACGCCCAGCCAAAGACAGCAUUCCUACGCGGGAUUCACAAAGCAAAUCCUAUGCCAAAAGCGAAGGUGACUGCCCCGGCAAGACCAAGUCAGAUGUUCAGCGAGAGUCCAAGUGAGGACUACUCAGACCUAUUACCAGCAGAUGAGGGCGCAUUCGCGAAAAAGCUCAAAGCUAUGCAGCAUGCGCAAUCGCCAGCUGUGCUACCCCCUCAGCCAGUCCUCAUAGCCACUUCUAGCUCGCCAACCGAAUCCUUCUCGCCACGAUUGUUCCAUCCCAGCGACCUGAAAUCUGCGCCAAAGUCUAUACGAGAUACAAAGAGCGGGGGAGCCGUACGACAUCGGUCCGGGAGUUCGACAUCUAUCCGAAAACUGCAGCGCACCCAGUCCCAGAUCGAGAUCCAGAAGUACGCAGAAGACGAAGGCGAUGACUUUUCCGAUGUAUUUGGCGACUUCAGAGGACCUUCCAGUGCGAGCCGUAGUAGAAGUGAAAGCGAGACCGGCAGCGAGCACAGCGGCGUCGCUAUGAUCACCUCCAAGAUAUCGACAACAUUUACCAUCGCUACCGAUGAGGAAGAUUUGGACCCUUUCGCAAACCUGGACGAAGGGCUUGACAACCUGAAUCUUGAGAAUAAUGUUGCUCGAGACCGGGACGACCGACUGACAAAGGCGACGGAACAUCUUGUCGGUUGCUUGAAGACUAACCAGCCUGAUGAUGAGCUUUUAGAGAUUGCUGAGCAGCUUAUCCAGAUUCUGUACGAAUCACCAGACAAGCGUAGUAUCAUCGUGAGGAGCCAUGGCAUGUUGCCUAUAUUGGAGAUUUUGGGGACCAUACCACCGAACGAUGUCGUUCUUCCGCUCCUGAAGAUCAUCAACUUGAUGAUUCUCGAAGAUGCCGAAGCGCAGGAAUCACUAUCUUUCCUCGGCGGAAUACCAACGAUAUGUCAAUUUGCUUACAAAAGAUACCCCUCCGAUAUCCGAAAGGAAGCCGCGGCGUUUGUGAGACAGAUGUAUCAGACGAGCACACUGACGCUGCAAAUGUUCAUUGGCUGUGGUGGCAUCAACGUCCUAGUUGAGUUCUUGGAAGAAGACAUUGACGCAGAGCGGGACCUUGUUCUCAUUGGGGUUAACGGUGUCUUUGGUGUGUUUCAGUUGCAGGGGCCGACACCGAAGAACGACUUCUGCAGGAUUUUCAGUAGAAGUAGUGUUUUGUAUCCACUAUCACUGGUAUUGAAUCGCAUGGUGGAAGAGGAUGGAGAGGUUGCAAGACUCAUUGUCGAACGCAUUGUACACAUAUUCUUGAUCUUUUCGCAGGCGGAAAGCCACGUCAAGGAUCUCGUGGCGGACCGUAUGAUUCUGAAGCGUGUCUUGAAAGAUCUCCGAAAAAUGGCGCCGCCACAUCAAAUCACCAUGCUCAAGUUCAUCAAGAACCUUAGCUCGCUCUCCUCAACCCAUGAAGCACUGCAGAAUUCGAAUGCCAUCGACAUUCUUAUCGAACUACUCAAAUCAACUCGCCAGAAAGAUGCAGUCUCUCGCAAUCAAAUUCGUUCUGCCUCCGACCCAACCCGACUACCACCCUUCCACCGCGAGAUCUCCAACCAAAUUCUCAACACCAUGUACAAUCUUUGUCGACACAACAAGUCACGGCAAGAAGAAGCAGCCUUGUCUGAUGUUAUUCCGCUACUCAAGGAGGUGGUGCGCGAAGGCGGACCGCUCAAGGAGUUUGCCUUGCCAGUGCUACUGGAGAUGGUGAACUCUGGCAAGGUGUCGAGAAAGAUGCUUUGGGAUGCCAAGGGUCUUGCUUUUUACGUGUCUCUAUUGGGCGAUCGGAAUUGGGCGGUCACAGCCUUGGAUGCCAUCUUUGUAUGGCUCCAAGAGGAAACGGCCCGGGUCGAGCAAUAUCUCCUAUCUUCACAGUCCAAUUUCACACCAGCUAUCAUCUCCGUGUACACUUCAGCGGAUCUCUCACACUCAACGUUCGAGAACAUGCUCGAGCCGCUACAGAAGCUCGUCCGCUUGUCUCCACCUAUCGCCGCAUCUCUCGCCGUUCCUGAGAUCUUUGCUCGCACGGAGCAAAAGCUAGGCCACAAGGACGCCGUCACACGUCUCAACCUGCUGCGCAUCUUGCGAACGAUAUGCGACGCCAAGGAAGAGGGCUGCUGGCUCAUCCGCGCGUUCGGCUGCUAUGGACGCGUUACAUGGCUUAUGGAACAAGACCCUGCCGUCCUUGUCCGCCAGAUGGCCGAAGAGCUCGUUCGUGCGUGCGACGAAGUCGAAGUCAACGGUGUCGGCGCAGGAUCCAACGGCAAACGCAGCAUCUCCCGCGCCUCGAACAUCGGCAUGAACCUACGGCGCCCCACAUCAUCAACCGGUCGCCGCGACGGCUCAGGCUCCAGCAGCGGAUCAACACUCCUAGGCAUGACGCCCCCAACACCCACCAGCCUGAAAAACACAUUCCUCAUCCCUCCAAUGUCAACACCAACCCACGUAGGCAGCGGCCGCGAUCGCAUCACACGCAGCCACUCCUCAAUCGGUAUGUGGGAUCUCGCUGAAGACCCCGCCGCCCCGCCUUCAUCCGGCCGCUCGAAACCCCCCGCCCUAACACGAAGCUCGACUUCCUUCGCCGCCCUCAGCACACCGACAUCCUCCCGCACCCAGGGCUCCAGACCCGCAAGCAGAGACGCAGCCUCGUCGCUCUCCCGCCUCGAAGCAAACGCAAACGCAAACGCAAGCGCAAAAUCCUCCACCGACCGCUCGCGCCUCCCCAAAGCACGACAGGACCCCCGCCACGAACCGAGACACAUCCAGAGCCGUCUGAACUUGCAUGACCCCACGAGUCGCCGUAGACAGAGCGGCGUCGGCACAACAGAGAAUGACUCUCCUGUCGCGGUGGUGGCUACUCCGCCGCCGUUGCCCAGACUGCAGAUCGUAAGGCGCAGGAGGGAGACGAGUGGUGGCGAGAUGACGACGGCGGCGAGGAAGGCGGCGGGGCCGGCGACGCCGAGCGCGGAUUAG